AGGCCUCCGUGUGUGUGACGUUAAUACGUCACAUGCUCUGAAAUAACAACCAUCAAACGUUUUAAACGCUUGACUAAUGGCAGGAAUAACCCGGUAUUAGUUGCUCUGCGGAUCUGCGGCCGCUUCACCGUCCGUGGGAAAACACGGAAGUGUCGGUGUCAGACCAAGUCCAAUGGCGCUGCGGAUGCUUGGAAGCAGUCUGUCGCAUUUCCAUAGGAACUGUUUGAAGACGGUUCCGAUCCAAACGGUGGCCGUCGUCCGCUUUAAGAGGACAUGUCCCGUUGAAGUGAGUCAUCUGGACCAUUUGGUUCUGACCGUUAAAAAUGUACCAGACACGGUCACGUUUUACACCACAGUGCUUGGUAUGGAGGUCACUACCUUCAAGGGCAACCGUAAGGCUCUGAGCUUCGGCCAGCAGAAGUUUAACCUCCACCAGCUCGGACAGGAGUUCGAGCCCAAAGCCAAGCGUCCAACCUCAGGCUCUGCAGACUUGUGCCUCAUAACCACAACUCCUCUGGCCACAGUGGCUGCACAUCUGAAGGUUUGUGGAGUCGAGGUAGAGGAGGGUCCGGUGGAGCGCACCGGGGCUGUGGGGACUAUCACGUCUUUGUAUUUUAGAGAUCCAGACCACAAUCUGAUCGAAGUGUCAAACUACAAUCAACCAGAUUCAGAGGCUUCAUCCUCUGAAUCUGGUUGAGGGGUCUCUUUUGGCCUUUACUAUAAACACCUCUCUCUGUCCAUCCAAGUUGUUUAGACUGUGUUGUCAUCGUCUUUAUGUUGUUGCCGAACUGAGGCAACACAAUUAGAGCCCGCUAUAAUCUUUCACUGGGUUAUUUACUUUACAUACAUCUAACGCACUGUAUAAAUAAAUUAAUUAAAGGAAAUAAAACAAAAAA
Molecule: messenger RNA, 896 nt
Organism: Betta splendens (Siamese fighting fish)
Lineage: Eukaryota; Metazoa; Chordata; Actinopteri; Anabantiformes; Osphronemidae
Gene: glod5
Product: glyoxalase domain containing 5
Exons: 4
Coding region: 173-697 (174 amino acids)
Source: RefSeq, a predicted model, not a curated record